This is a messenger RNA of Parnassius apollo (apollo), 1404 nucleotides long. The record is from the annotation of a GenBank genome assembly. Lineage: Eukaryota; Metazoa; Arthropoda; Insecta; Lepidoptera; Papilionidae.
AUGGAUAAGAAGAUAGUGCGCAAAGGGCCGCUGUCUGGGGGUCGCCGGGGCGCGUCUGGAGCUGGCGCUGGACGCGGCAGCAUGCGAGCCGCCAGCCGAGCGCGAGGAGCUGCACGGUCAUCUAGCAGCCCUUCCCGACCCCGCAUCCAUCAUCCCCACCAGAAGGCUUUUCUGUCGGCUGGGUCUUCUCGGACUCAGCAAGCGGCACCCGCCGCUGGUGGAGCACGUCGCAUGCGUUGGUCACAAGCAAUGAAUGCAAACGCACUGCGGGCGUACUUUAGGGCAAAAGGGGAAGAAACUGGAUGUUUGGCGUAUCGGGCUAGGAUGCAUCGUCUUUUUGCUGAGCUGGAGCCAUCUUUAACCGUCACAGAGCAAAACCUGGCAGACCGAGUUCGGUAUAUCUUGCGCUCAAAUAUAUUUGAUGUCGCCGAACUCGAACGGCUACGACGUGAGGCUGUUCCCUCGUCGGAUGAGAAUGCUACGGCUGAGGAUGCGGCGCCACAAAUGGUAGAGCAACCCGCAAACGUGGAUGCCGCCGUGAAUACCCCAGUUGUGGUUGAUUCAAACGAUGAUGGAACAGUCGCCCAGGAACUGGAAUUAGAGCAUAUGAGGAGUACAUUGGAAGAGGCGAUUGUGGAAACGCGCUGUACACCUCUCGAAAAUCGACCGCGACUUCCCCGCAUAGCUCUAAGCAAGCGGAAUCGGGCUGUCGUGAGGGCUCUGAACCCAAUGCUGGUGACCUAUUUGGAAGCCAGCCGGGACCUUUGCGAGACGGACUCAAUUCUUUUUGGCGCCGCGCUGGCAGUCUGCCGUAUCAUAGGCGCCAAGGUUUCCACGGCUGGACGCGCUACUGGCCAUAGUAGCGCUAUCCCAGCAUGGAGAAGAAGAAUUGAGGAACGUAUCGCAAAGGCUAGAGCUCUCAUAGGCAGACUGAUAUGCUUCAGAUCAGGCAACAACAGGCCAAGAAUUGUGCGCACCGUCAGGAUGGCGUUUGCUGGGACAAAUGUCAGUUUGUCCCAGCCGGAUAUAACGCAAAAACUGACGGAGAGCAUAGAUGAUCUGAAGCAGAGAAUCGCUGCUUGGGGAAAACGGAUUCGGCGAUAUACCGAGAGGUCGACACGGUUCAACCAGAAUCGUCUCUUCCAGAGUGAUCAGAAGAGGCUCUAUGAAUCAUUGGAGCGACCAAUGGUAAGUGGAACGGGUCCAGCACCGAAUCAGGCCGACACUGUAGCAUUCUGGCGCGGCCUGUGGUCAGAGCCCGUAAACCACAGCGAGGGCCCUUGGACGGAAGUUGUGGCGAGUCAGUGUGCGGGUAUUACGCCCAUGGACCCCGUCAUCAUAACGCCGGAUGACGUAGCUGAGGCGGUCCGUAGGGCCCCGAACUGGAAAAAGUCCGGGGCUUGA